AUGCUUAAGAGUGAAGGUCUUCGUUUAUUAUCGGCCUUGUGCAAUUUGCGUCAUACAUUAAAAAAUUUAUACUGCUGGAACAUUUUUGGGAAGAUGGAAAAUCUUAUUUCAGAACAUUACAGGAACGUUGUUAAUUCAAAAGUUUUCUUUAAUAAAUAUAGAAUUGAACAAUUUAAUGAAUGUUUAAAAGCUUUAGGAAGUUUAGAUAAAUUAACUACUAUUUCAUUAAACUAUAUUUACUUAGCUAUACCAAAUGAAGAGUCACUCAUUGAAUUAGCUAACAAUAUAACUUGUCAUUUUUUUACAUCAGUUCGAAUAACAGGAUAUGAACAGCAACAACACUUUCUCACGGAAAAUAUACCGCUUCAUACUCUAGUAUUAUCAUCAGAAGUUGAUCUAGAAACUCAGACUCCACUGAUGGUUGACUGUUUUAUCAAACUCCUCUGGUCUUGGUAUCCGGAAACUCUAGUUGAUUUAAACUUACGAUUAUGGCAUCAACGUGAAGAUUUAGAUCAUCUCUUGAAAAAUAUCUUUAUCAAUUUACCCAAAUUAGAAACUUUUAAGUUCAUGGGAGAAAUUAAAACUCUACAAACUAUUUCCACAAUGUGUUGUCAAAUUCAAAUGAAGCAAUCAAGUAAUGUUCUCAUUAGAAUUCUCAUCAUGGUUUAAAAAUUAUUUAAAUAUUUACUUUAGAAG
Molecule: messenger RNA, 696 nt
Organism: Chelonus insularis
Lineage: Eukaryota; Metazoa; Arthropoda; Insecta; Hymenoptera; Braconidae
Exons: 4
Coding region: 1-669 (222 amino acids)
Source: RefSeq, a predicted model, not a curated record